CAGUGCCAUAGUACGCUGAAACCUAAGAGCAGAAUGUUCACAAUGUCUCAACGCGACCAACGAAACCUGGAAUUUCUUCACUGUUGUAUGGAUGAACUUCACGCUUCUGCCUGAACUCUUCUACAAGACCCCAUAUCUACGAUAUAGUACUGCUACUUCGUGCCCAACAUGCCCAACUUCAUCAGCAAAGCCUAGAUGCUCCUAUACUAUAUAUACGUCCCUCUCUUCCCUCGAUCGCUUUCUGCAUCCUCAUCCUCUCUCUCCUCAGUCGAUAUAUAUAUAAUCACUCUUUGGAAGAUUCAACUCAACACAAUCACGUUCUGUCCGUCUUCCAGACACAAAUCUCGACCUGCCAACCAGUCAACCUACUGACUUUGCUCUACCGUCUCGCCACGUCUCUCCCUAUCACAACAUCAUCAUGGGCGCAGCUUUUUCUCUUAUGGGCGCUGUGCUUGGAAUCGUCUUUGGAGGUGGUAUCGGCGUUCUCGCCUGGCAGCUUGGAGAAGCUAUGCAAUCCAGGAGCGUCGAGGGAACCACAAUAACUGUGGUGAAUGGCAUGCAAGGAUUGCCACAAGCGAAUCUGUCUGGCGUUGAAAUAUAUGGCGCAAAUGAUACUUCGCGCUUUCUAGGUGGGCAACAUGCCUUCCUUCCACAUUUCGGCAGCCAUAGCUUUCCCGCUUUGGAGAACCCGAAUUACGUCUACAUCACGAAUUCGGGUGACCCUGUUUGUAUCGCCGGGAUGGAGGUGCGGUUCCCUAACGGGUCAAGUGUGGCCAUCUCCGGUAACCUCGGUAGGACUUGUGGACUAGCAACCUACGAGUCGAGCCAGAGCGUUCUCCCAGCACCAUAUGACAAAGCCGGAGCAUGUGUCUGGGUGGAUCGUCACGGGUCAAAUGGUAUUCAGCAGCAUGGCCUCAUUUUCGACAUUACUCCGGUCUUGCAAGAUCGCGAAAAAUACCAGGCUCAAAGGCCCGAGGAUCUCUGCAAGCCGCCAUUCCACAACCCUGUUCCAGAGUUGCAGCAGGCUCUGGUGAAGAGAAUCGAAACCAGUCCGGGCACCGGCGGUUUCAGUACACAACUGAUCAAAAGCAAUCUGGAGAAUACUGGUGCUGUUGUCCGCCUCUGCGAAGGCAAAACCAAUAUCGGUCCCGACUUUGCGAGUCUGCCUGAGAGACUCUACUGUGAUAUGGACACGAGAGAGAUUCACCCCUUUUGUGAGGAGAACACUCGUGGCGUUUGCUUCGAUCCCGAGCAAGAUACUCUUCUUGAGAUGAACGACGAAGCUUCUAUUCCAGAAGUUGGUGGCGUCCAGGCCCGAGGGAGCAAGACCAGAGUUGUCAAGUCUUUCAAGCAGGUCCAGGUCUGGAACUAGUCCCAGGUCUAGCCUGUCAAUUUUGUUCCUCAAGUGAGUCGCUUUCGACAGAGGAAAGUGUGCUGUAGGCGACGGCCAGAGUGAAGGAUUUGUUAAGG
Messenger RNA from Exophiala xenobiotica, 1470 nucleotides. RefSeq lists its product as uncharacterized. The record is from RefSeq and is a predicted model, not a curated record. The transcript is spliced from 3 exons. NCBI's taxonomy places the organism in Eukaryota, Fungi, Ascomycota, Eurotiomycetes, Chaetothyriales, Herpotrichiellaceae. The coding region runs from base 419 to 1372 and encodes 317 amino acids.